AUGGCGGAUGCCAGGCGUUAUGCGGUUACUCCUCAGCUAGGCAAGGGUUUCGGAUCAUAAAUUUAUCCGCCCAAGGCUUUUUCGGCACUCGUUUCCGUCUAAUUUUUUUUCUCUGGUGUCAUUACCCUUUGUCAGGGUCUUGUAGUUGUAAUCGGUCUUCCUACUUAGGGAUGGAUUUUGAAUUGAUUUUGAAUGGAUUUUUCGCGCUAUUUCUGCUCCUCGAGUUCAGCUGCCUAAUAGAAAUCUUACCGGAGGAUUUGAUAGUCUCUCUUCUCAUUUGUCAUUAUUGCGGCCAAACGUCAAAAUUGAACCUUGCUUUAACGGCUAUCGCGUGUUAUUCAAAAGGUUUCAGAUGCUGUUGUUUGCUGAUCAUGUACUACCCUUAACAGUUAUAGUAAACCACGUACGACAUCAAGGAGAGACGAAUAUUUAGGUUUUUUUCCUUUCAAAGUUAUUGACUUAUUUUUGUACGUUUUGCUAAACUACGUGCUCAUGAAUCGUUUGCAUCAGAGAGAUACUAAUAUGAAUGUUAGUGUUGAACUAUCAACAUAGGGAGGGAAAUUAGUUGAAGUUAAUACUUCUUAGUGAACAGAGCAUUCAGACCGAAUAAACUGAUAGAAGCAUGAAGUAAUGAUAUGCAUAUCUUGAUUAAAAAUGUCCACAAGGCCAAGGGAUCCUCCAUGAAACAAUUUACCAUGGAUAAAUUCACUCUAUGUCAUUCAUAAGAAUAUGUCACUCUUGUUAUGUGAGUGGUGCAGUCGUCAAGAUAACAGGAAUCCUCAUGAGUAAAAUAAAAUAUCAUUUAAAAUAUCAUGUAAAAUAUGUCUCUGCGUUUUUAAGGUGCAUAAGAUCACACUUUACUACAUUCUAUAUAAAUAAAAGAACGAUGGGUAUUACACCGAAUAAAACCCCAUUUCCUCAACAAGUGUAAAAGCCAGUUGGACAGCAAAAGAAAAGGGUAGUCUAUUGACGUGCUUGACUCGUCAACAUAACCGUGUUAUUUCAACUAAAAGAACCCUCUUCUGAGCUACUGAUGUUUUUCCAAUUUUUUUGUGGGCUGAUCAAUGCCUUCCUUUUUCUGGAUUUUCUGUGUAAGACGCAAUUUUGCUUAGCCCAUAAGCAAUGAUUGAUAAAGUUACGACCUGUAGAAGCAGGAUUCUUUGAAUAAUCUUUUUCCUCUCCCAAUUUCAAGAGCACAAUCUAGUACUUGGCCAGUAGCGGCAGGAACCACUUCAUUCUUCCUUUGAACUUUUCUUUCAGUACUGCAUUGCAUGAAUUAAUAAAUAUCAACAUUACUAUUCUGGAUUCUCUUCAUAUAUCUGAAAAUAAUCUUCCAAGGUACUAGGAAUGAAGAUGUGAUGAUCCGUUUCCUCUGUUUCUCCAAAAACGUUUUUCCACGUUUCUUUAAUUUUUCAUCUGUGGGAAUUUUAUUUUGUGUUAUUUUCCACAUUAACGGUAUUAUUUUGAAAAUAAAAUUUUACCUCUCCAUUUGUCACACUACUCACUCAUCAUCUGUAGUUUAACUAUUAAUUUAGUUGUUGCCUCUCAUUUUCCAAAUUAUAGGGUUCUACUAUUCCUAUAAUGUGAUCAAGUGCUUUUUUUCAAAAAUAGAUUUUUAUCUUUAUAUCCUUUUUAUCAUUUCUAACGUUUUGUAUCAAGAAGAAAUAUGUCGUUUCAAACUUCAAGCUGUGAUUGAAAGAUUUGAUGCAGAACAGUUGUAUGAAUUGCUUUGAUAGACCAUAUGUAUGCAAUAGAAAACGGCAAUAUGACCAAAAACUGGUCAAUAGUAAACUGUAAAUUGGGUUUUUCGCUGCCACAAAUCAAAAAGUCAGUCUGGUUACCUUGAAAUUUAAAACUUACCAACCAAGGCUUGUAAAAGGAAUUACAGGUUAAAAACAAUGCGACCGUUCUUGUCAUCUAUUAACUUUGAAAAACAGUACGAAAAGCUAACACUUAAUGUAAAUAUCCUUCAAAAAAGUUGGAACAACAAACAAAAUAAUACAUGUCUGAGGCAGAAUCGGAACAACUUUAAUUCGUAUUUGUCUGAAGAUUUUAAAAACUUGUUGGCACCUGGAGGUGAUUCUGGAUCGACCUUAGGUCAUAAGUUACCAUCCAUGUGAUUACUCCUCUUCAUUGUUGUUGAUAUUCCUUGGUUGAUGUCUGUUUUCUGGAAGAGUAUGGUAUGUUUUUCUUUAUUUUAAAGGAUAUACAACUCUCCAAGCUUUAGCAUCCGCAUAUUAGCUAUCAUAAGUAUUGGGUAUGAGUAGUUAGUUUUUGGCUCUGAUUAUUUCACUGUAACAUGAACAGAUAUCCAGCAAAUACUUCUAGAAGCCCAAAGUCGAUGGCUACGUCCUGCUGAAAUCUGUGAAAUUCUUCGGAAUUAUAGAAGUUUUCAAAUUGCUCGAGAGCCUCCUAAUAGACCGCCCAGUAUGGACUUUAAUUUAUUCUCCUCGGAAUUGAUUAAUAAUUGAUUUCUUAUCUAGAGUGUAUCAUUGAAAUAGAUUCCUUUUAGGUAUGUAUGAAUGUUAUAAACUCUUUUUACUUUUGUUAAAACUAUAUCAGUAUUUAAUGCCUUUUGGUUAUUGAUUUAUUACGUCAUGAAAAUUUGUCUUGAACUGUUCACUGGGAUCAGAGAUAUUUGACUUUGUAAAAGAUUUUGCAAUGGCCUAGUGUCAGAUGUGGUUCUGUUGGUAUCAUCUAUUUCUUCUUUGUUGUGUUUUGAUUUCUUACAUUCUCAACUGAUCUAUUUUAUUUAUGUUUAUAUCUAUAUUGGAUUGUGCGAAGUGGAUGCUAAAAUGUUAUAUGAAAUUAUUCAAAGCUGAUCUUUUUCCUUUUCACAGAUCCAAGAAGAAAAUUUCAAAACUUCUUGUUUUGUUGGUAUGUUUUUUUUAUAGUGUCAUUUACACCAAAGAGAUAUAAUGCGUCUGCUUGUCUAAUGUACGUUUCACAGUAUCCAUAUUGAUAACUGUGCAAAACUUAUUGAUUUUGUAAAUUCCUAUGUUUGAUUGUGUUUCCAUCUUUGAGAGUACUCACAUAAUAGACAUAACAUAUUCAAUAAUGAAAAAUCGAUGAGAAAGAGGAUCAGUGGAAAUGAAUUGGUGUGGCUUGGAGGCUAACUCCUGCGUUCAUGCCAGAUAUGACAUUGGGAUUUUACUAUUCGAUCAUUUCCUCCAUGUCUUACCUUAAGUUCUAGGGAUUAAAUAAAAUCAAGGAAUGCUUGGGCCUGACUCUUGGAAUAUCAAUAAGAUUGUUAAUAGUAGGUAUCAGCCUUAGUGCAAUUCCACUUUGUGCGAUGACUUCACAAAAAAGUGAUAUUUUAUGCGAAUUUGCUUUCUUCUCCCACGAAACAUCUAAUCCUUGUCAAAUUAAUGGCACACUGAUAUUGACAAUGGACCAUAUUCACUUCCUGACGUACUAAGUUUACAGAACAUUCCGUUCAAUAUAAUCACCAUUUUUACUGCAAUUCCUGCUAUGUAUUUUGCUCAGUGUUACAUAUGACAAUUGUCAACUGAUGAAUAGCUUUGCAUCUAACAUGACUUCCCCUGAAGAAGAAGCCAAUUAUCCAGAUCAUUUGCAAAAUCUGGAUCAGCAAAACCCUCAAGCCAUUAAAUGGGUGAACAACUUAUGAUAUGUUUUUCCUAUGUAUCCAUAUUUCCCCAUUUUUCUUUGGGGUAUUGAGUGCUUGGUGUGCAAUUAUUUGUUUCGGUUUUAUGUUUUCGUACUUAGAGCUCUGGCUUAACCCUUGUAACGAUGGCAAAUUGUCAGACAUAAUUCCCCAUUGAGUACGCACAGCUUUCCUUGAAUGAAAAUUAGGAUGCACCUUUUUGUUGAGGAACAUUAUGUUAAUGCUCCAAUAUUGCAUGCUAGAAGUUCUGAAUGAAUGUGUUUGCAUUUUACACAUCUAUAUGAAGAAUUAAAUUCGUUUUAUUUUUUCAGGUGGUUCACUCUUUUUAUUUGAUAGAAAGGUAUUAAGGUACUUCCGUAAGGAUGGCCACAACUGGCGGAAGAAAAAGGAUAAUAAAACAGUGAAGGAAGCACAUGAGAAGCUAAAAGUGAGUUUGGGAUCAGUAGCACAUUUAUUUUUCGUGUUGUAAGUUGAGUAGUGAAGUAUAUGAUAUAAAUAAAAAAGGAUUCGUUGCGAUUUUUAUUUUUAUGUUUGUGCUAAAAGAUGAAGGCUACCCUUUUGCUCAGUAGCCCGGUAACUCAUUUAGAUACAGUCUAAUGCAGGAUGACGUAUCCUCCAUGAACUGUUACGUAUAUUGCUCUAUUGAAUAAGUCUGUCUCGGUAUUUCCGAUUCGAUUUUCUACUAUUUCUUCAUGAAGGCUUUUUAAUAAGAUCUCACUGGUUUUGAAGCAUGUUGCCAUCUAUUAUAGGCUCAUUUUUCAAGCUGUUGUUUAAUAACUCUAUAAACUUAAGGUUCAUUUAUUGUUGCAGGAUGGGAGUAUCGACGUGUUACAUUGUUACUAUGCUCAUGGAGAAGACAAUGAAAAAUUUCAGAGACGGACCUACUGGAUGCUAGAAGAGUAAGAAUUUACAUAGCUUGGAUAAUUAUAGCUAUGCGUUCUUUUUCCUUUUCCAGGUUGUAGAAUGAUGAUAUGAUGUUUAAUGUUUCACGUGGACUCAGUUGCUUUAUCCAAGGAAGUGUUUGAGCUGAAAAGGAACUUAAUGCUUUGAUAUUGAUUGUGGAAAUUCCUAGGCCUGCUUUUCUCCAGCAGUUGCAAUAUAACUUUGGUGAAGUUUUCUUUUGGGGAUUGAAAGGAUGGAAGACUAAAUAACGAAAAUCAGGAGGCAGAUAGAUUUUGCCCUUUUUUUUCUUGUUUUUGGCACUGCUCAGUAUCUAUGAACUAAUCUAGAGAAGGAUACAAGCUGUUGGAGCCCACCCAUGAAAAGAAAGCCAAUGAUUUGGACCAGGAUGAAAGGUGUUUGAACCUUUCCAAAUGGACUUGGUAAAACAGUCUACCUGUGAACAGGCGGCAAAUUCCUAAACUUCUCUGAUUCUAUGAAGGAAAAUGGCUUACCCCUGUUGUCAUAAAAAGAAUCUCUUUCUCCUUUUUUUCUCAUGUUUUCUCCCCAUCUCUCACAUUUUUUUCCUUUCUAUCUUUUUUGUUUUUUUCUUCUGGGUGUAUGAUACUUUUCUGCAACUCUUCUCAAUCGCAGAGCCAGAUAUCAGUUUGCAUACUACUGGAACUCUUCUGAUAAGGCCUUAUUACCUGGCAGAAAAUUUGGAUGGCUUUAUUUGCGAUUAUCGAUUCUGCUUAUCUGGUUGCCUUUUUCAUGUAAUCCGUUUUUUAAAAUUUCGUUCGAUGUGAUUUUUUGUUAUUACUUGUUUGCUGAUCAUUCUCUCUAGUUAGAUAGGCUCCAGGAGAAACUUGUUUCGCAAACAACUCGCUCAUUAAUUCUUUCAUCUACAUUAAAUGUCCCUUCAGACCGCAAUUGUACAUUUUUCGGCUCUGGUAAAUAUCUCUUGAAGGCAAUUUUAUUUGUUUUGUAUAUUUUUCUCGUUAUUGUGUAGCAUUGACCUUUAUCUUUAUCUGUAUGCUUUGCGUCAAGUCAUAUCUUAUAACUUCUGAGUUAUUAUUAUCAGACUGAGAGAAAGUUGUAAUUCUUUAACAGUAUGGUAGAUAAUCAUGUAUGCCGCUAAUCCAUUUGUCCUGUAUUGAUGCAGGGAGUAUACACAUAUUGUUUUGGUCCAUUAUCGUGAAGUGCAGGUUAUUUUCUUUUCUCUAGACGCACCUGAUUUUUUUGAUUGUGCCAUCGUUGUCCAGUUGACAUUUUAUUCCAUUUAUGGUUUUUCUUAAACCUAAGGCCAAUCAUGAUUCGUCAUGGAUUAUGAAAUAUUAUUUUCAGAUUGAUGUGAUUCUGUGUUGUGGUCCCAUAUUUUGACAUGAAAUGCAUCUUAAAAUAUUUUCAUUGAGAGUAAUGAUCCGUCAACUUAACUGAUGCGCGGUCUAUUUCUGAGCUUCUAUUACUGUCACAUUCAAAUAUUCUUUGAUGGUCGAUGUAUCCAAUUUGAACUAAUAUCAAACAUGACUUCGAGAAUAUUGGAGAGGAAACAAUUAAAAGUUCCAUUUUGGCAACAAUAGUUUCAGGAAACAAGUUGAGUCAUCAGUUAUCGUCAUGUAUUCAUAUCAGAUGUAUCUUGUAUGUGUGCACGCUUUUCUGCCUUUACAUCAUUCACUUCUGGUUUAGACCUAUUUACUAGCUGUGUAAUAUUGUGAAAUUUCAUGCCAUCACAAACUCACUGGGAAACUUUGUUAAAAAAAAGAUUGUCUUUGCAGAAAGACAUUUUUACAACUUUGGUGCAUUAUUUUAAUGGUCGUGUUGCCUGGGAGACAAGGUGGCCCCAUGCCCAUGUCAUCCUGGUCACCUAGGUGAGCAUUCCAAUAACAUGCAUGCCGAUGCUCCCUGGAAUGUUGAGUUCUAUGCCUUGGUCAUCUGGGUCAUAGUGGCAGGGAACCCAUGAUCUGGCAGUGCAAUAGUGUCCCUCGUAUAAGUGAGCACCAUCUGCACUGUGCCCUCAUCCAAAUGGGAACAACCUUUUUUUCUAACUUCAUAAUUUCAUCAAUAGAUAACUAACGUUCUAUAUCUCUUGUAAAAAAUUUCGUGGAAUAGAAAAUAAGGAAGAGCAAAAAGAGGAAGACAAGGAAGAAACCAUUGACGCCUUCUGCCUUUCUUCCUCUACUAUAUUCACUGUCUCCGACUGCCUGCUCCCAUUACCACUUCACUCUACUUCAUUUUCCGUGUAAUCCAAACCAAGUCCGAGCUAAUGAGACCAGAGAUUAAAAAAGAAUUCACUAAGAAUCAAACUCGCUAUUGUGAAAGACAUUUUUCAUUUUUAAAUCAAAAGCUAUUUAUACGUAUAAAUCUUCACGAUUUGCAGAAUAGAGUUUUUGAUCUUCUGGUUUAUGUCUUCACAAUUUCGAGAAUAUAAUAUUAGUUUAAGUGGUUCAAUAAAAUUUAUACCUUUGGUUGAUACAGAGUGCUGCAUGUCAAUUUUUUAAGAUUCCAACAUUGUUCCUGAUGCCAAGACAACUUUUUUUUAAAGGAACGUAUAAUAACAGGCAUACUGCAGUGUCUUUCUAUAAUUAAUAAAAUAUUAUUUUAAUAUGAAGUGUGGAUAUAAAAUUUAACUUAUAGAGUUAUUAUUAAAUUUCCGUUUGAUCAUCUAAAAUCCCCUUUAAAGAUAUUUUAGAAAAUGUUUUUUUUCACUGUCUCGUUCUCUGUAUAGUCUGCCUUAGCUUGCCUUAAUUUUGCUUUCAUUUAAACAAACUCCCGUCUAUCUCGAAAUUGUUCUUGGAACCUACACUGAUGCAGUGUAAGAUCUUUAUACAGUGAUCUAGAAUGCAGAUCAACUAUGAUUUAACCAAGGAGUAGUCAUUGCACUUCUCUCCUCUUCCUCUGCACUAUGGAAUGCUCCACCUCCGGUAAAAACCCAGAUAUCCAGUUCAAAACUCGUUAAUUGAAGAGAAUAACAAGUCUCAGAUUAUGCGUCAAAAGUGAUGCCCCGCCUCCCAGCAUCAUUUGCCUUCGUCACCACCUCGACAUCCAGCCAUCAUAUUAAAAACAGUCCUGCUGGGCUGGUCGAUUUGAAUUGAAAUCUUCCGUGCCAUGGGGAGAAUCUGAUCUCUCUUUCAAAUUGGAAACAAAAAAGGAACUGAAGAAAAAGUGGCUGAUUCCCCUCCAUAUCUGGACUUGCACUUGUUAAGGAGAGAUGAAAUGGUAAGAACUCCACCUGUAACAUGACAGAGCAUGAAGAACAAGGACGAAUAAAAAAAGUCGCAUGUGUUACUGUUAUAGAUCAGCAUCAGCCACGAUUGGCUGCCAGGUUGCAAUCACCCUCGCCAAUGGCAUUGUCCAUCUUGUUCCUACCCUUGCCUUGAUACCCCACCAUGCAUUGUUCUUACGAAGGCUGAGGGAUAGAGGGGGCUUUCUGUUUGGAAAACAUUAAAAACUUUGUACCUUCUUGGAUGCGAUUACAUCCCUUAGUGAUGCGAUUCUAACACCAAAAAUUUGUUUUGCUUUAUUUGCUAUAGAAGGCGAAUGUAUUAUGAUUCUAUUUCAUCCCUUAGUUAUGUUCUAGCAAGAAAUUUUUUCAUAAGAAUCUGUAAACCUUCUUGGAUCAUGAAAUAUUCUCUUCAUUGCUUCUACGUUUUUGUAAGAGCCCUGUCUUAAGAAGCUAUCACGUUGUUAUAUUAAAUAAAUUUCAGGAUGAACCGAGCUUUUUGACCAUAAAAUUUACAUGUGAGGGAUAUGAUGAGGCUUUCCCUCCCAUCCUUUUUAUUCCUCUCAAAUUCUGCGUAGCCAAACUUGUGUUCCAUUUUUAUGUAGAUAAUAUAUUUCUCUUUGACAUUACAUCUUGCUGCUUCUUAGGGAACCAAACCUAGUUUUGGGCACCGUACAGAAAAUGAAGAAAUCUCACGGAGUGUUAAUCUCGAAAGUCCUGCUUCCUCGAAUUCUAUAUCAAAUCAUAAUCUCAUGCCUUCGCGAGCUACAGAUGCUGAAAGUCCAAACAGCUCACAGACAUUUGAAUACGAGGAUGCUGAGUCAGGUAUAUUCAUUUAUCCUUUCUCACCCUUGUCUGCAUCAUCUUUAGUGAGGUAUGAGGCAUGUCAUCGUGUCAUUGCAACCAAAAGUAUUUGCCAGAGGGAUAGAAUCACUGAUUCAUAUUUCCAAUCAUGCAUCCUUUCUUUCAGUGUAUCUAAAGCGAAAUUCGAUGCAGCAGAUAAUCAUCAAGCAAGUUCCAGAUACCGCCCUCACUUUGAGCUUCAACAGUUCGAGUGUGGACCAGUAACAGAUGUCCUUGAUCCUUAUUUUCAAGAUGCCACACCUGGUAACAAAGGUAGGUGGUGCAUUUAAUUGGUCAGCUUACUUGAAAAGCCCUAGCUUUUGCUUGUCCCUCAGUAACUAAAGCACCGCUGUAUAUUUUUUCAUUGUCACAGGUUACUAUCCGAGGCUAGAUGGUGGAUCUGAUUAUUUUUCUCUUGCUCAAAUGAGUACCAGUAAUAUUUCUGAUGAUAUGAAGCUCCACUCAAUUAUGAGUGGUCCCCCGAAUCAAGCUGACCUAACGUCAUGGGAUAGGGUUUUGGAACAUUGUGCAGCCGGAAGUUCUGAUAUGCCUUUCUCUGCAUCAAUUUUAUCCACUCAGCCUGCCCGUAUGGGAGGCUUCUCUAAUGGCGAAACUUCCAAUAUUGGGGAAAUUUUUCAGAAUGAGAGUAUUCUUAAUGUUGACUCCAAUGUUCAAGAACCUUGGCAGGUAACUGUAUGCUGGUAGUAAGAACAUAAAAUUCUUUGGGCAUCAAGAUACCAUAGACACAAUAUAUCUGAGACACUUGAUUUAUUAUCGAACGUUCCAUAAUGGCUAUAUUCAUGGUAUGGCAGUGUAACAAAUACAAGAACUAUUUGAAUUUGGACAACAUAAAUUAUCAGAUUGGUUUUUAACGAUUGGCAAGCAAAAAUGGUAUGCUACUCUUUGGAGUAUUAUCCAAUGUUUUGUGCCACAAGUUUUGUUAGUCUGGAGAACUGGUUAAAUUCACCGAUUCUUUGUCUGCAUUAAGCGAAAUAUGCAACUAUAUUCUGGGAUCUAAGUACAAAUGAUAUUUGAAAUAUGUGUUUAUUUUCUUCAUUUACAAUACUAGAAUGGCAUUUUAAUCCAUUCUUUUUGGGGAAAACUACUGGCAUAGUCGGUAGGUCACCACUAGCCAUGCUUACAGACUUUUGAAGCAAUAAUAUAACUGUGUUUAUUUGACCUGUCAUCUAUCCACAGAAUAACCAAUGUGGCAUGUAUCUUGGUUUUUCCUUUAGAGGGAGAGAUAGCAUUAAUUAGGUCAUUGUCCGUGAAUCCUUUGCUUCAGAAACCAUGUCAAGGUACAGCUGCCCUAUAUAACCCCUAUAAACUGCUGGCUACUACGGUUCCAAUUCUAAGAGCAGUGUCUGAACAGUGGUUUGUUAAGGAUGGUCCUAAACUUUUCAAUAUAUUCCUUCUUGUUCUAGGACUAGUAGUUGUGCACUUACGCUGGUUUACCAGGCAUAUGGUAAUAAUUUGAUACCAUAUGUAUUCUCAAGUUCUGUGCAGCAUUUACCAAUUAAUUCUAUUAAAAAAGUCUCUCAUGCAACAUUUUCCACUGAUGCAGCCUGCUACUACUAAAAAUUUUCUCUUAAUGCAGGUUACUAAUGCUGAAGGUAGUGCUGUUCCAAAGAGUGCUGUUGAUUACUCGUCCCUUAUAAAGCAGCUAUCAUUAGACAUUCCUAGACGUGAAGGAGAAACUGGUCUAACGAAAUAUGACAGUUUCACCAGAUGGAUGAGCAAAGAAUUAGGAGAAGUAGAUGAGUCACAGAUUCGAGCUAGUUCUUCAGUCUACUGGGAUGCGCUUGAAAGUGAAGGUGUCAUUGAAGAUUCUGGAAUGCCUCACAAUGAAGAUACGUAUUUGUUAGGGCCCUCCUUGUCUCAAGACCAACUCUUUAGCAUUAUCGACUUUUCUCCAAACUGGUCAUACACAAGUGUAGAGACCAAGGUAAGAUUUUUGAGCUAUCGAUUAUUCUUUGGGGCUCUCUUUGAGCUGUCAUCAAUCAUCGGAUCUACGGAUUUGAUUUGGAUAGAUAGCUCGUGGUUGAUAUUUUGUAUUUGAUCACAGCUUACUGAUUGUUUCCUUUCGUUCUAUCAAAAAAACAGGUAAGGGUUACAGGCAAAUUCUUGGUGGAUAAAAAUGAAGUGUGCAACAGUAAGUGGUCGUGUAUGUUUGGAGAAAUUGAGGUUCCAGCUGAAGUUUCCGGAGAUAGCAUUCUUAUUUGCUAUGCUCCACCGCAUAAAUCUGGAAGGGUUGAUUUCUAUGUCACCUGCUCUAACAGGUUAGCUUGUAGUGAGAUUAGGGAAUUUCAAUAUCGUGUCACUCAUCCUCAAUAUACAGGGUUAUCAGAUUCUUAUAUGGGGUAUCCAAGCGAAGUCCUUCAUAUGCGUUUUGAAAAGCUUUUAUCUCUUGAUUUUGAAUGCGACCAAGAGCCUGUAUCACGCAUGUCUGGUGAGAAGCUCCAGUUGAGCAAUAAAAUCGGUUCAUUGCUGAGAGAAGAUGAUGAUGAUGAGUGGUCCAAAAUGUUGAAGCUUACUAGCGAUUUAGAUCCGUUCCCUGGGGAAAAAAUGGAUCCUUCACUUGAGAGAGCACUGAAGGAAAAGCUGCAUGCCUGGCUAAUCUAUAAAAUAGCCGAGGAUGGUAAAGGUCCAACUGUUUUAGAUAAAGAGGGGCAGGGUGUCAUUCAUCUCGCAGCAGCCCUUGGUUAUUACUGGGCUGUUGCGCCGACUAUAGUUGCAGGUGUAAGUAUCGACUUCCGGGAUGUGCAUGGCUGGACUGCUCUUCACUGGGCCGCAUAUUGUGGCAGGUAAAGAACCGUCAUUACAAUUGCCAUUCGAGCUCGUGUCAUAUGCCUCAGCUUUUUGUCAUUGUUUUGGCCUGACUUGCCCCCUCAUAAUUUCAGGGAAAAAACGGUCGGUGUGCUUUUUACUCUGGGUGCAGCCCCGGGAGCACUAACAGAUCCGACGCCUGAGUUCCCAUCCGGAAGAACACCUGCAGAUUUGGCUUCUAGCAAUGGGCACAAAGGCAUUGCCGGUUUCCUUGCUGAAUCUUCUCUGACAACGCAUCUUUCAACCCUCACAUUAAAAGAGUUGGGCACCAGUAAUGUGACAGAAGUGCACGGUGUAGAUAUUGCUGAAGAUGUUGCAAGGAAGAGUUCACUACGUACGAAUGACGGGAAUAUGGAAGCAGGACUUAGCGCUAUCCGUAAUGCUGCUCAAGCUGCUGCACGCAUCCAUCAAGUGUUCAGAAUUCAUUCAUUCCAGAGAAAGAAACUUGAUGAGUAUGAGGAUGAUAAAUUUGGAAUGUCAGAUGAGCAGGCUCUCUCGCUCAUAUCUGGCAAAACAAAGAAAACUGGUCGACAUGAUGAGCCUGUUGCCGCUGCAAUACAAAUUCAGAAAAAGUUUCGAGGUUGGAAGGGCAGGAAAGAAUUCUUGACCAUACGCCAACACAUUGUUAAGAUUCAGGUGAAUACUAUCCUUAAAUUUCUGGAGGGGAAGAGUUUCUUCAGCAAGACAUUCUUUUCCGUGGUUUCUCAUUCUUUUGAUUACUAGAUUUGAAACUUGCUUUCGAACACUAGGUUUCCAAAGUUGAUAGCGAAUUACCGUUGGGGUUCAGAGCCCAUACUAAAUAUAGGGGAGCAUCAGAACAUCGCCUGAAUUCUGUCAAGAAGCAUUAAGGCUGAAAGUGGCUAAGGCAGAGAGUGUAGGAAUUGAUGAUUUGUGUUGCCUGACCGUCCGAAAAAAGUAGGAAUUUUAACAUCCAUUGUUCGUUUGAGACAUUGUAUUGCCCUCUAUAUUAGACUAAGUUCUCUAGGUAAACUUUUGGACCGAUAAUUAUUUCUGAAUGUGGAAUAUUCUUGAACUAAGAAUAAAAAUGAUAUGCUUAUCCUUUCCUAUUAACUGACCCAAGCAAUCAGACGACUUUGUUUUGCGUUCUUCUUUAGCUUUCUCACGAGUGUUGACACUUGAAAUGUUAAGCUUUGAUAAUGACUACAACAUCACACGAAGCACCCAAGAUUCGAAUUUUAAACUGCCACCCAGUCUGGGCAAAUGCCAUGCUCCAUGUGCGAUAUCAAGUCAAUAUACAUGUUUUUUGAGCGGCGAUGUAGCACAUCUCCUUCUAUCUGCCAUUGAUUGGAUUAAUUAUUGUUUUGGAAUUGCCCAUGAAUAGCGCGCUAUGCCUUCACAUUGCGUAAGUGUAUGGUUGACUAUGUGCUCGGUCCACUCCAACACUGUGUUUCGAAAGAAAACUGAGAAAUAUUGUAACAGCGAGCAACUUCUUUGAAAGCUCUCAUUUUGCAACCUAGAUUUGAUACGGAGUUUAGACAUAAAUUCUUCUGUCUGAAAUCUGAACUUUAUUGCGGUCAUGGUCAGGCACACGUUCGCGGCCACCAAGUGAGGAAGCACUACAGAAAAAUUGUCUGGACUGUGGGAAUUGUCGAGAAGGCAAUAUUGAGAUGGAGGAGGAAAGGGCCCGGUUUGAGAAACUUCAAACCAGAAGGGUCAACCAUGUCCCCAGCAAUACACGAGCACGCCGCCAAAGAGGAUGACUAUGAUUUCUUGAAAGAAGGCAGAAAGCAGACUGAGGCAAGGCUGGAAAAGGCUCUGGAUAGGGUCAAGUCUAUGGUUCAAUACCCAGAAGCGAGAGACCAGUACCGGAGGCUGCUAGCAGUCGUCGAGGACUUCCAGGAAUCAAAGGUAUUCCAUCUUCAUCAUCGUUCCAGCUUUUUUCCUAUUUCAGAACAUCUUCAUUCAUUGAAAGAAAGAAAGAAUCUUCUGUUAAUUCGACCUAAAUGCGUGUAAAAAUGGCGGUUCCUUUCUCAUCCUCGCAUUCCUAUCAAAGCAUUGAGAGCACGGCCUUCACCAUCCAAGUGUUCCUCUAACCCAUUUCAUAUUUACAUAUGCACACAUAAAUCUCCCGUGUGCCCUCCACUCUUACAUCUUUCUCUACAACCGUUCAAAUCGGUUUGGAACCUUUCUCUUCCUCCUUAUCAUAAAAUAAUUUUGCAAACGCCGGUCUUCAUAUAUAAUGACGAUAUACGCACAAGGCAUUCUUCUUAUUCCACACACCCUCGUGCUGUAAAUUGUGUAAUAACCAGGCAUCAUGAUCGAUAAUUUUUUUCCCUCACGUCCGGCCAUAAUCCGCCUUGUGCCCCGUCCCAGGUGGUGCUAGAACGCGUCCUGAAUGAUCCAGAGGUGAUCGAGAGCGACCCGAUGUUCGACAUCGACGAGCUCCUGGGCGACGACCCGUACAUGCCGAUCACCUGA
Molecule: messenger RNA, 13832 nt
Organism: Spirodela intermedia
Lineage: Eukaryota; Viridiplantae; Streptophyta; Magnoliopsida; Alismatales; Araceae
Source: the annotation of a GenBank genome assembly